AGUUAAACUACACUACUAGCUUUAGAUGUCGCGUUCCAGAAAAAUUGUUACAACGGCAAAUUGUUUACAUUGGAAACGGGCAUAAUUUUCGGGUUUUCAUCAAUAUGUUGGACAUUUAGGUGAUGAAUAUCUGGUCACAUCCAGGAAGAAAUCAAGGUCAACCGUCCAAUUAGGAGCAAUGUCAACCAUGAGAGAUGGGCGUGGCUCCAACAUGGAGGGUGCAAAGGAGGAGGAUGAUUGGAUCGAGGCUCAGAUCCAAAGAGAGUUAGAUGCCCUUUCACCUCAGGAUGAUAGCGCCCUCUCUGGUGAAAUACAGGAUCAAGAUGACGUCGUCGACGGAACUGGAGAUGAAGAGGAACCGCCUCCCAACGGUACCAUACCUGAAUCAGUGUCCCAGUUCGUAGAGAAGGUCAAAAGCAGAGCUAAGGAUGCCCAGCUUGCCCUAGAAGAGUGCAAUGACCUACUUGAUUCAUCACACAAAGUCACUGAUGAAGACGAUGUAGAGAACUUUGCCUACCAGUCAAAGGAGUUGAACAAGUUGGCCUUCCAGCUAGGAGAAGAUCCUGAGGAACUCAGAGACAGGGUCUUGCAUGAGCUUGAAGAGGCUGACAGGAAGGACUUAGAAGAUUACCAGGGUCAGGGGUCAGAAGGUCAGGUCAAUGGACUGGAUCUUGUUCCUGUUCUUGAUGAAGAGAGUGGAGCUGUGAUGGUCUACACGGACAUUCACAAGUUUGAGCAGGAGCUGAUGGAGAAAGUUCAGAUUCUAGAGGGCGUGCUCCACGAACGAGAGGAGAUCGAGACGAGAGAACGAGAGGAAGCGAACCUCACCAUGGCCAUCUUGGACCAGAACGCAGAGCAGCUUCGUCAGCAGAAGCAACAGGAAAAUGACGAGGAGCAGAGACAGACUGCGCAGAAGAGAAUGGUCACAAAUGCUAGAAUAGAAGAAGAGAUUGCUAAUGAAACAAGACAAACAGAGGAGGAGUUACAGCAAUAUCAGCACCAGAUAGACGAGCUAUCCAGACAGACAGCAUUGGAGAGGGGGGCCUUUGAGCAGGAACAUCACCAGGAGGUAAAGAGACAGACCACCAAGAAACACACUGCUGCAACAACAAUCCAAGCAGCCUUCAGAUCCUACAGGGUGAGAAAACCAUACAGGAAAAAAAUGAAGAUGAUCCAAGAAGGACUUAAGGAGAAGAGAGAGAACGAGAGGCAGAUGGAGAUUGUGGUAGGCAGGAAAAGAAAAGAAGAGCAGAAGAGGAAAGACAAGCUAGAGAAGAUGAAGAAAGAAGAAGGAGAAAGGAAAAAGCGUGAAGAAGAGGAGAAGAGGAAAGAAGAAGAGAGACUGGAGAUUGAACGACUGGAGAGGAUCAAGCUGAAGAAGGAGAAGAAAGAGAAGGAGAGGUUGGAGAAAGAACGGCUGAAGAGAGAGGAAGAGGAAGCAAAGAAAGAGGAGGAGCUGAAGAAGCAAAGUGAAGAGAUCCUGAAGCGAAUCUUGCCGGACAGACAGAAGGAUGAACAAAAGGCAAUCGCAGGAGGACCCGAAGCAGGAGAUGCCAGUUUGCAGGACGCUCCUGCACCUGAUGCAAAGAAUCCUGAAGGAACUCCUAGUGCUUCCACAAGGCAGCAGGACAGCUUGAGUAGUGAUAGGACUAACAGGGAGAAAUCUGCUAACGAAGAGCAGACCGUUAGCGCAGGAGAGUCUGUCUUUAUCACUGAGAAAGGUGUUAGUUUCAUUGAAGAGCCAAGUCCAUCUUCUAAAGGAAGUCACCUCUUGAUGGGUGACGAGUUCAAAGGUCGGCAGAGGUCGAUUGUUCUUGAUAGUACUUUCCAUGAUGGAGGAAUAGGAAAGACUUCACAGGGUCAGAAUGAAACAUCUAGGGGAAAUUUGGAUGAAGAAGGAGAGAUGCACCCAAAGACGGAUCAGACAAGUUCAACCUCCAAAGAUCGUUUUGGAGGCGGAAGUUCAAACGUUGGAAAUACUGGAGGAUCGGAAACCAGGGGUCUUGACACUCUGGGCGGCUUGGAGUUGAAGGUGUCUGGGAAAGAGAUACAGAGUACUGUCAAAGCUGAGGAAGAUCAGAGUAAUACAAUUCCAAGGAGAUCGAAGGUCACUGAGGAUGUCGCUUCCGCUACCCUACCUGCUACCAGUACUCACCAAAAAGUAACUCUGCCUAAAGAUGCUGAAGUAGAUAUCAGUAAAGUAGCAAAUAGUUAUUUGGAAGAUGAAAGGCAAGGAUAUUCUAAUAAUAAUUCAAAUUCUGGAAAUGUUACUCAAAAAGAACAAUUAAAGAAUGAAGAGGGACUGGAAACCCCUUCGAUAGAGACACAAAUGGAAGAGGGUUCUUCAGAAGAAAUGCCCAACUUGAUGGAGCACCGCCCUCUUGUGGCAGAACUAGAGCAGCGUCGUCUACAGUGGAUCCAAGACUGCAUAUCCCUGACUAAGUUAGCUAGCAGGGCCAAGCUUGCUAGCACAUCCACCAAGCCUAGAAGACAGCUCCGUAGACCAGCCUCGGCCAAGAAGAUCCAGGCCCUCACAGAGGACCAGAUCAAGGAUGUCUCACCAUCAGGCAUGGCCUUAGACCAGGUGACUACUGUCCAACUAAAAGACCUCCCAGGGAGCUCAUUGACCUCACUCAUGAAAUGUCAAAGGUUACGAACUUUGACCCUGAACAACUGCGGUGUCACAGCCCUAGAAAGCCUGGAUGAGAGCCCUGAUAUUCUGUGGAUUGAUGUCUCACACAAUAAGAUAGAGAGUGUGCUAUGCAGAGACCGGAGAGUUCUUUCUGGCGUCGACGCUUCAUGGAAUGUACUCACCUCGCUUCAAGGCUUGGAGGGAUGCAGCCAGCUCAGGAAACUCAAUCUCAGUCAGAACAAAAUCACCCGAAUAAGUGGAGUUGAAUCACUCCUCUCCUUGACCCAUCUUGACCUGGGUCACAACCAACUGGUCAACGUCUCUGGUCUGACCUCUCUGGUCCAUCUUCAAGACCUUAACUUGACAUCCAACCAUCUGAGCAGUGUCCGAGGGCUUGACCAAUGUCCACUGCUGCAGAAGCUUGACCUUAGUUCCAACUCUCUAUCUCAGACUCCUAACCUGUCCAACAAUGUGCUUCUGCGUUCCUUGUCGCUAGCAGGCAACAGUCUUUCUACGCUAGGUGACUUCACUUCUAUGUGGCUCCCUCUAUUACAGCAUCUAGAUCUUAGUCAAAAUGGGCUGUCAGAGCUUGCCCCAUUGAAGUCUUUUCUACUGCUUAGCCAUCUCAGCAUAUGCAACAACUUCAUAUCAGAUGUUGAAUGCAUCGUAGCAGGUUUAGAAGGAUGUACCCGGCUCAAGCGUCUAGACGUACAAGGCAAUGCCUUCACCGAGGAACCAAACUAUCGAGACGCCAUCACCAAGGUUCUCCCAGUUCUGCAGGAACUCGACUCUGACCUGCUGACCUCAGGGGUCAAAGGUCAUGACCCCUCUGUGACCUGGAGUAGCUUUGAGGUCAUGUGCAGGUCACAGGUAGCUGUGCAAGAUGCUCUUCUGAAGAGACAGGAAGCAGAGCUGAGCUCUCUGACCAAUCAAGGUGAUUUAAAAUUCGGAGUAGAGAGAGCUGAGAUGCUCUCAAGACAUUUGGAAGAGACCUUCCAGCAAGCAGUGGAUCACCGCUAUGCCCACGAAUAUGGAGAGACGACUCCAGCUACCAGCGUGAACACAGAUCCAGGCACUGCAGCGCAAACUACACCCCUAGAGGCAAAAGCUUUGAAUCAGAAGGGUGUUCCACCGGGUCUGGUGUCGUCUUCUGGUGUCGGUGUAUCGCUAGCCAAGGGCGGAAACGGAACCGCACCAACUACAGAAGCUGUUGCCAACAAGAGACGAGCCACAAGUCAAGUUACAGAGUUUAAUGGAAGUACAAGGACAUUACCUACAGAUGCAGGAUCAGUUGGUGUGAAUGUUAAGGAGAGCAACUUGCAGGGCACAAGGUCAAAGCAAGAGCCUUAUGGAAAGGGCAGCAGCAAAGGUCAAGGGUCAAAUGAUCGUGGCAGCAGGGUUGAUGCAAAGACAAUCUCUAAAGCCUUGCAGAAAGAACUGAAAGCUGAUGGCAUAAGUCUUUCAGACCGUGCCGCCACUGUGAUCCAGGCCCAGUGGCGCGGCUACUCCGUCCGACAGAGCAUCGACGACCGUACCAAGCAGUGGCUGGCUGCUUUGAAGAUACAGGCCUACUGGCGAGGUCAUAAGGUCAGACGAAGGAUUGGAGAGGUCAAGAGGUCGUUAAGAAAUGACACAGGGGGACAUGUUGAUGAGGAUGAAAUGGAGUAUGCAGAGAUUGAUCUCGAUUCAUUUGAUUUUGAUGAGGACAUGCUUGAUAAAGGAUUGACCACACCCUCUGAUACCCCAACCCUCCUGUCCAAAUACCCGCCCCUCCCUCCCACCUCAAACUCCACCCAUGCAAGGCCCAACCCUCGCCCCACCCUGCCUUCACCCCCUUCCCUCCACAAACCCUACCCCCCUUCCACCACAAAACCCUCCUCCCCUGAAAAACCCCAGACAAGACCCCUCCGUCAAGCAUGGAGGGGUGCGGACUCGCCCCUCAAUAACCUACCCGGUGGUGGUGUCUCACCCCCUGAGGGGAUGGGAGGGGGGCUGGUGAUGAGGAAGCCGCCCCUCCCACCAACCACGCCCUCUAGCAUGAGUGGUACUGAGGUACUCAGCAUGGGCACGCCCAGGACCCAGCGGACGGCAAGACAAGAGCAACUCACUGAAGAAUGGGGGUUCAAGGAUAGCGUGACUGCAGAUCUGAUGAUGAAAAGAGCUAAGAAGCUAGCCAAAGGAAAGAAGAAGAAGUUAGACCCAAUUCAAAGAUACCAGCAGAUCAGGAAGAACCAGGAUGCUAGCACAGCCAGACCUGUUCAGAAUGCCGGCAAAAAGGGGGUUCAGAGGAAAGACUACUUUCAAGCUCGCGAUGAAGAAGUAGAGAGAAGAGCAAAAAGCCAGGUAGACGAGAACAGCCACACACAACAUAGAACAUUUGACUGGGUCCACGGCCAAGUCAACAAUGACCUCCAGGCGUCGGACUCCCGUAUCAACCCUCAUGGGAUACGCAGUAGGCAGUCCAGUAGUGAACCGAACCUACCUGCCAUCAGCCCUGAUGUCAUAGGUCAAGGGUCACGGGUCAAUCUUGUGAUGAGUCCUAAUGCUAUGGAGGUUCAGUCAGUAGGUAGUGUCAGCAUCGGUGAUUUCACCUCGAGGGAGAGGAGUCACUCCUUUUCUUCUCCAAACGGAGAGAGAGUCCAGUUCCCGCCCAUCAAGACAAGCUCCGCCCCUAGCGGUCACACAAAGCAACGGAUGGCAGCACAAGGGGGCGACAGACGGGGUGGGGGAGGGGUAGCAUGGGGUAGUGCGGGUAGCAGGACAGGGAGGGGUAAGGUAAUUAGGUGACCCCACCCCUAUAUUUCUGUAUCUUAGAGGGUUCUAGAUUUGUUUGGUGUGCGAUUACCUUAAGGCAGUGUAAGGGGGUGACAGAUGAGGUGGGAGGGGUAGCAUUAGGGAGUGCAGGGAGCAGGAUGGGGGAGGGGUAAGAUAAGUAGGUGACCCCAACCCUGUAUUUCGUGGAGGGGUCUAGAUACCACUGUUAUUGGUGUGCGAUGUAGAUUAGCAUAAGAAGGCAUCAAGUGAGGUAGGGCAGGGGUGAAACAGGUAGAUGGUCCUAAUCCCUGCACCUGUUCUUGGUAUUGGAGCGAGUUGUAGUAGGAAUGGUGUUUCAGGGUUUGGGAGUAGUAGCAUGGAGCAGUGCUGAAAGCAGACUUUUGAGGGAGGAGGACCCCUUCCCCCUCCAUCAUCCAUCUCCCUAUCCUAGAGGGUACAUCUAUUCUUGGUGUUAUUGGUGUGAGAAUGAGUGGUUGGAAUGCAGU
Messenger RNA from Strongylocentrotus purpuratus (purple sea urchin), 5892 nucleotides. It is a transcript of the gene lrriq1, whose product is annotated as leucine-rich repeat and IQ domain-containing protein 1. The transcript is spliced from 26 exons. NCBI's taxonomy places the organism in Eukaryota, Metazoa, Echinodermata, Echinoidea, Camarodonta, Strongylocentrotidae. The coding region runs from base 179 to 5419 and encodes 1746 amino acids. Gene Ontology annotation, molecular function: protein binding. The record is from RefSeq and is a predicted model, not a curated record.